ACCGGAAAAAGGAAGUGUGCUACACCACCUAUAGGACCCACUCCUGGCUGCCGCGGGGACGGCGGCGAGUCCUUCGAGUUUGGGUCGUUCCCCGCGGGUCUGAGCCUUUGAGUCACGGGUGACAGGUGGACGCGACCGCAGGCUUCUGACCCGUUUGUUCCGGCGGCGAACUGGACAGGCCGACUUUGGCCGCUGCCCUUUCUCAGCUCCUGCUGACCUUGACCCAGGGUUGCAGCCGAUGGCGGCUUGGGCUGUUGUCAGCCAGAGCAGGACCGCUGCACCAUACUUGCGGGUAGUAGGCCCUGGAGUCUGGGCAGCUCUUCCGUCCGUCUCCCCAGGCACCCAGCCUGACUCCCCGGCCUGUAGCCCUGCUCUGGCCCGGACGCUGCACCUCACCACGGCGGUCCCCGCCGGGCACAACAAGUGGUCCAAAGUCCGACACAUCAAGGGUCCCAAGGACACUGAGAGGAGCCGCAUCUUCUCCAAGCUUUGUUUGAGCAUACGCCUAGCGGUUAGAGAAGGAGGCCCCAACCCUGAGCUCAACAGCCAACUGGCCCACAUCUUAGAGGUGUGUCGGCAAAAGCACAUGCCCAAGUCAACCAUUGAGGCGUCGCUGAAAAUGGAGAAAACCAAGGGCAUUUAUUUGUUGUAUGAGGGUCGAGGCCCCGGUGGCUCUUCUCUGCUCAUUGAGGCAUUAUCCAACAGUGGCCCCAAGUGCCAUUCGGACAUCAAACAUAUUCUGAACAAAAAUGGAGGAAUGAUGGCUGAAGGAGCUCGCCACUCCUUUGACAGAAAAGGGGUGAUCGUGGUUGGAGUAGAGGACAGAGAGAAGAAAGAAGUGAACUUAGAGCGUGCCCUGGAGCUGGCAAUUGAAGCAGGAGCUGAGGAUGUCAAGGAAACUGAAGACGAAGAGGAAAAAAGCAUUUUUAAAUUUAUUUGUGAUGCCUCUUCACUGCAUCAAGUGAGGAAGAAGCUGGACUCCCUGGGCUUGUGUCCUGUGUCCUGUACACUAGAGUUCAUCCCCAACACAAUGGUGCAGCUGCAUGACCCCGACCUGGAACAGGCGGCCCAUCUCAUCCAGGCUCUCGGUAACCAUGAGGACGUGAUCCAGGUCUAUGACAACAUUGAGUAACCAGACUGUACGUGCCCUCUGGCUCCUUCCUAGGCAACUGGCAGCUUGUUCCAGAGCACAGGCUUCUGCAGUGUCUGCUAAGACUGAAGCAGGUCAGGGGCCUAGCAGGUUCAGAUGCAUAAGACCUGCAGCUUUGUGGACACAGGAAUACCCAUACUUCUCUGGGGCCUCUUUGUCAGCUCUGUGGGUGUGUCAGAGCCCUCCUGGAUGAGUCCCCUGACUCCCUCCUGGAUGCAGAAUGGGGCUAGUCAGCUGGCCAGACCGAUCUCAGGAAGUUGGUCCUUUCUGGGGAUGGUAGGUUCCAGUGAGGGCCCAUGUACUAGAAACUCUUAAGUAGUAACAGUGGGUUGCUACAUUGUUGUAUGGCUUUUGAGUUUUCCUGCAUUUGUGUCAAGCUGUUGUGACCUUCUUGGCUUCCUUUCAAGAAUAUAGGCCUAGUUCCACUAGUCUAAUGCCAGGACUGUUUUUUUGAUUGACUAUAGAAAUGUAGCUCUCUCCAAGUACUCUGUGCUUUAAUGCUGGUCUAAUGGCCUAAACCUGCCAUUGAUUCAUGCAACAGAUAUUUAUCAAACACCAGGAAUUGUACCAGGAACUACUUAUGAAGAGCACUAGCUGUUCAAGUGGUGCCCUGUGUUAAAUCCUACUCUAAGGCACAGGACCUCAGGUGGAAGACACAGGACUGUUCUCUUCUGGAGCUGUCCCAGGGCAGUGCAAGCUGCUGUGCACACAUCCUUGUUCUCUUUGUGUGGCCUCUGUGCCCUUCUGCUGCCAGUGAGCUUAAGGCUCUGGCCCAACAGGAAAUCAAGUGCCAAUGAUAAGAGACUCCCAGGCUCUGCUUUGCCUGGGUUCCUGUGUUUUUUGAGAUUUGUCAGAGUGGACCAGUCAGCAGAUCAGACUACUCUGAGAAAAGGCCAUAUCAAGCUGGUGUUGAAAGCUGCUUGGUUUCCAGAAUGCCCAGCCCUAGCUCCUCUUCAUCCCUGAUUCCAGAUGAUGGGGUACUAGGAACUGGAGAGGAAAUGAGAACAGAAGAGUGAAAGCUGGCCAGGUGGUAAAUAGGGCCUUUGGUGCCUUUUGCUUUUAAGAAUCACUUCUGGGUUUAGAGAGACCAGGAGUGCCAACCACCUGUGCUGGAGUCCAUCAAGCAUAUCAGGCCUGGAGUGGCUUUUUGAUCUCUGCUAUUCAGCUACUUCUAAGUUAUUUAAGCCAUUUCUGAGUUGAGAGUAAUUUUCCUGAAGAAGCCUCAUGUAAAUAAGGAUGGAAAAGAACUAAAGCCAGAUUAGUUAUAAAUGAUAACUUCAGUUUCUAGGAAACACAUUACUAAUUACAUGAUAACUUAAAACAACUGGAGAGGAAGGCUAGGGGGAGAAAAACCAGUGAAAUAAUCCAUGAGUAUUCCAAAGUAUAUGCUCUUACAUAUACCUCAUUUCAUAAUCAUGAUAUUAACUAAGAUUCUUUAGUUUUUAUAGGAGAUAACUCACCCAAAUAUCUAAAUAGCAAUCAUUAAAAUAGGGCAAUUUAAAGUUUGAAUGCACUUCAUAAUUUAUAAGAUACUUUCAUAUUUUAUUUAUUUGAUUUUCACAACAAACCUAGGAAAUAGUUAGAUCGUGUUAUGCACAAAUGACCUCACACCAAGCAGGUAAGAAUAGGUCUAAUAGUACAUCUUGUAUUGAUAGACAUUGUUUUUCAAAAUAACUGUUUUGUAAAUGUUGAAUAUAAAUUAA
Phyllostomus discolor (pale spear-nosed bat) is the source of this 2853-nucleotide messenger RNA. RefSeq names its product translational activator of cytochrome c oxidase 1. NCBI's taxonomy places the organism in Eukaryota, Metazoa, Chordata, Mammalia, Chiroptera, Phyllostomidae. Bases 239 to 1132 code for a protein of 297 amino acids. The transcript has 5 exons. Gene Ontology annotation, cellular component: mitochondrion. The record is from RefSeq and is a predicted model, not a curated record.